Messenger RNA from Diplodia corticola, 2034 nucleotides. Its product is annotated as transcription factor cys6. The coding region runs from base 1 to 2034 and encodes 677 amino acids. Gene Ontology annotation, molecular function: DNA binding; zinc ion binding. The record is from RefSeq and is a predicted model, not a curated record. Gene Ontology annotation, biological process: DNA-templated transcription. NCBI's taxonomy places the organism in Eukaryota, Fungi, Ascomycota, Dothideomycetes, Botryosphaeriales, Botryosphaeriaceae. The transcript is spliced from 4 exons.
AUGGCCGCGUUCCGUGAACUGCGCCCCUCCUCCGACCACGUCCACCCCGAAGAAACCCAACCCUCGUCAGCGGCCAGCAGCGAGGCUGGCGGCACCAAUGACCCGAACUCCGCCAAUCCCGCCAGGUGCGACGGACAAGAGCCGGGUCCAUGCACCAGGUGUCGGAUGCGUGAGGUGGGGGACCAAUGCCAUUAUGAGGUGCAUGUCAAGACGGCCAAGGAGGAAAUGGUUCGCAGAAUCAAGAGCCUCGAGCAGCAGAAUGCAGACCUCCAGGGAUCGGUCAAGGAGCGCAACAGGCAGAUCGGGGCCAUCAUCGAGGCAAUGAGGACCGACGAGCGCGGCGCUGAGGCCAUCGCACGGCUGCGAGCUGGCCAGCCUUUCCAGGAGCUCGUUGCCUGGCUCCGUGGCUCUCCUGUACGCGAUAUUGAUCGCUUUUCACCGGCUUCUGACACCAGCGGCACCGAUGCCGCACAAGACUACGACGAGACGGCGCGGACCCAUGUUAGCUCGCAGUCACCAGAUGGCGACCCUCGCUCGCGAUGGACUUUCGCCAACGUCCAGCUGACGGACCAUCUCAUCGCCUUGUUCUUCACCUGGGUGCAUCCCAUCCACAUGCUGUUCAGCGAAUACUACUUCAUGAGAAGCUUCAGCGACGGCGAUCGCGAUUAUUGCUCACCGGCUAUGGUCAACAUGAUGUGCGCCAUGGGCUGCCACUACCACACCGAUCUGUCUGGCGACGAAACCCAGUCCAGAGCCCUCCAGAAACGCUUCUUCGAGAGGGGUAUGGCCGAGGUUGCGAAAGAAGAUCCGAGGUCGUUGACAUGCGUGACCACGUACGCGCUCCUUUUUUUGGUCGAACUGGGUUCCAAUCAAGCACGAAAUGCGGCAUCCCACCUGCGCCUGGCAGCCGACAGUGUUGCUGCAUUGGAUAGAGCCGCUUACGCCCCAGCAGCCUUGGAAAUAACUGCAAGGGGCAUCCAUACUCUGUGCGCGCUCUGGGCAUCUUUAACGUACCAGAAACCUGCGUCGGCGCUUUCCCCAUCCCAAAUAUCCAGUUGUCCGGACGUCCUCAGAAACGAUGGAUUAUGGCAACCGUAUCGUCAUUUCCAGGACAAAACAACACAACAAGUUCUGAGCCAGGCUAUUGCAACAGCGGAAGCCAUGACGAAACUCGGACAGAUAAUACACGAUAUGGUCGGAGUGUACUGCGGAUGUAACGACACCAUAACGGCGCGUUCUGUGAUCGCCCUAUGCCGCCGGCUCUACGAAUGGAAGCGAAGACUCCCACUUCCGCUGGCGGUUAGAAGCGACGGUGUGACGCUAUCUCACCCGCUGCCGCAUGUUCUCUCUCUUCAUAUCCACUACCACGUCGCCUUCUGUCAACUUUACCGGCCAAUACUCGAGCUCGCCGACCUCCCAGGGACCACAAGAACAUAUCUGAUUAGCCUCAUGAUCCAAAGCGCGCUGGACGGCCUUCAGCUGCUGGAGCGGUACAGAAGCUUGUAUACCCACAGAUACCAAAAUCCACUUCUGGCAUUCUGUGUCGUCCACAUCUGCGAGACGCUGUUGCGGGCGGGCAGAGAUCAGGAGCGGGCAGUGCGAUUCGCCUUGGAAGCCACGCACGAAUCUCUUGCUGGCUUCGCUUAUGUCGGUCCGCUCCAGUUCAUGUUCUGCCAGACCGCAGACGAGCAGAGAGUCGAGCUGCCGGAAAAUGCCCGACAGCUUAUGGGCGGACGCACGGGCUACGGCCCUGAAGAGAUGCUUGACGCGUGCGAGAGAAUGACAUUCACCCAACCCAGCCAGAUGCUUCGACAUCGCAUGGACCGCAACCUAGGUAUAGAGUUUGAACGAGAGUGGAAGCAGGCCAUUCCUGUCGAGGUCCAUGGCGCAGCAGGGACCAACCAGUGGGUCGGCGCAGCAACAGGAUCGCGAGAUGCUGGACUGAUGGCGCAGCGGUCCGAAUCCACCAGCAGCUCCGCGUCCGGGGGCAGCAGUGCGCGGUCGAUGCAAAUCAACUCGGUGGUCAAUCCGUAA